This is a messenger RNA of Metarhizium brunneum ARSEF 3297, 2463 nucleotides long. RefSeq lists its product as uncharacterized. Lineage: Eukaryota; Fungi; Ascomycota; Sordariomycetes; Hypocreales; Clavicipitaceae. The record is from RefSeq and is a predicted model, not a curated record. Gene Ontology annotation, biological process: carbohydrate metabolic process. Gene Ontology annotation, molecular function: aldehyde-lyase activity.
AUGGCUGACGAACAAUCCAUCCGGGCCUUUGGUCCAGCUCGUUCAACUGUCAAGGGCAAUCCGCUAAGCUCCUCCGAUAUUGCUCUGUACAACGACUACUUCAAGGCCAGCUGCUACUUGUCUUUGGGUAUGAUUUACCUCCGAGAUAACCCGCUGCUUCGCGAGCCUCUCAGCAAGGCACACUUGAAGCAGCGUCUUCUUGGCCACUUUGGUUCUGCUCCCGGUCAGAUUUUCACCUAUAUGCACUUCAAUCGUCUAAUCAAAAAGUACGACCUGAAUGCCUAUUUCGUAUCUGGCCCUGGCCAUGGCGCGCCUGCUGUGCUCUCACAGUCCUACUUGGAGGGCGUCUACUCAGAAGUCUACCCGGAGAAAUCCUUGGAUGCUGCAGGCCUCCAGAAGUUCUUCAAGUACUUUUCAUUCCCUGGUGGCAUUGGCUCUCACGCCACCCCUGAAACUCCUGGCUCCAUUCAUGAAGGUGGUGAAUUGGGCUAUUCCAUUUCCCAUGCGUUUGGCUCAGUUUUUGACCACCCAGACCUGAUUGCCUUGACCAUGGUUGGCGAUGGUGAAGCCGAGACUGGUCCUCUGGCAACUUCAUGGCACUCGACCAAGUUUCUAAAUCCCAUAACAGAUGGAGCUGUUUUGCCAGUCUUGCAUCUUAACGGGUACAAAAUCAACAAUCCCACCGUCCUUGCCCGUAUUUCCCACGAUGAGCUCAAGAAUCUGUUCAUUGGCUACGGCUGGGAGCCCUUCUUUGUUGAGGGCGACGAAUUGGACAGCAUGCACCAGGCCAUGGCCGCAACUCUCGAACACUGCGUCCGCCUGAUCAAAGACUACCAAAAAGAAGCCCGAGAGAGCGGGAAAGCUUUCCGUCCCAGAUGGCCAAUGAUUGUCUUGCGAACGCCCAAGGGAUGGACCGCGCCCCGAAAGGUCGAUAACAACUAUCUUGGAGGAUUCUGGAGAGCGCACCAAGUCCCCAUUACCGAUGUCAACACAAACUCUGAGCAUCUCAAGGUUCUCGAAAAUUGGAUGCGUAGCUACGAGCCGGACAGACUCUUCAACAAGGAAGGUGCACCAGUCGCUGCCUUGCGAGCUCUGUGCCCCGAGGGACAUCGCCGCAUGAGUGCCAACUUGGUGACUAACGGAGGUCUUAUUAAGAAGCCUCUCAAGAUGCCUGACUUCAGAGAUUAUGCCAUCAAGGUUGAUCAACCUGGCGCCACAAUGAACGGUAGCAUGACAAAUAUGGCCGGCUUCCUGAGAGACAUCAUGGCACUGAACAUGCACAACUUUAGACUAUUUGGUCCAGACGAAACGGAAUCGAAUAAGUUGGCUCGAGUUUACGAGGCGGGUAAGAAGGUUUGGAUGGGUGAGUACUUCGAGGAAGAUGCCAAUGGUGGCAACCUUGCCAUGGCUGGGCGUGUCAUGGAGAUGCUCUCCGAACAUACUUGCGAAGGGUGGCUCGAAGGGUAUAUUUUGAGUGGUCGCCAUGGUCUUUUGAACAGCUACGAGCCGUUUAUUCAUGUCAUUGACUCCAUGGUCAAUCAGCACUGCAAGUGGAUUGAAAAGUGUCUGGAGGUGGAAUGGCGAGCCAAGGUUGCUUCGCUCAAUAUCCUUCUGACCGCUCUUGUUUGGAGACAGGAUCACAAUGGCUUCACCCAUCAGGACCCAGGUUUCCUCGACGUUAUUGCCAAUAAAAGCCCCGAGGUUGUUCGCAUCUACCUGCCUCCUGAUGGCAACUGUCUCUUGUCUGUCAUGGAUCACUGUUUCCGAUCGAAUAACUAUGUCAACGUUAUUGUUGCCGACAAGCAAGAUCACCUGCAAUACCUAGACAUGGAGAAUGCCAUUCAGCACUGCACUAAAGGAAUUGGCAUCUGGACAAAGUUUAGUACUGACUCAGGUUGUGAGCCCGAUCUGAUAAUGGCUUCCUGUGGCGACAUUAGCACUCAAGAGUCCAUUGCCGCUGUCGAUCUUCUGCUCAACUACUUUCCCGAUCUCAAAAUCCGCGUCGUCAACUGUGUCGACUUAUUCAAGCUAAUCCACCCGACUGAUCACCCGCAUGGUCUCACAGACAAAGAAUGGAUCAGCAUCUUUACUGAAAACACCCCCAUCAUCUUCAACUUCCACAGCUACCCCUGGAUGGUGCACCGUCUCACCUACAAGCGACCCGGCAGCAAGAAUCUGCACGUCCGAGGAUACCGUGAGAAAGGCAACAUCGACACACCACUAGAAUUGGCUAUUCGCAAUCAGACUGAUCGUUUCAGCCUCGCUAUCGAUGCUAUUGACCGUAUGAAGUUGCUGGGUAACCGCGGUGCUUCGGCUCGACAAGCACUGCUGGACCAGCAGAUUGCUGCCCGUAACGAGGCCUUUGAGAUAGGUAUGGAUCCGCCGGCAUUGUCAGAGUGGACAUGGCAGCGGAAUGGACUUUGGCAGAAAGCUGCUGAAAAACUGACCAUUCAUACGAAAUAA